AUGCACGCGGAACAAGCGGUUGCAAAGUGCUUGGCUGGAUUCAGCAUUACGAUUGUGGCCAGCAUUUUCGUUGCCGAAUGGCUGGCUUUUCACGCCUUCACAAAGCCAACAGCUUCGUGGGCCUUGGUUUUCAAUGCCUCGUGGGUGUUAGCAAUCUGGAGCUAUCUGCAAACGGCUUUGACCAAUCCUGGCACUCCAACUUCCCCUGAGUGGGUAGAUUGGGCGCGAGCUCGCAAAGGGAGCCGCUCUUUUCAGCAAUGGCAGAAGGAUGCAGAAGAGGCAGCCUCGGCUGAUUCUAUCAUGCCCCGGGCUUGGUCUCCGGGCAAGCCUUCGUGGUGUCGCGUCUGCCGGAUGGAGCGACCUGAACGUGCGCAUCACUGCAGCUCGUGUGGGUGUUGCAUCCUGCGUAUGGACCAUCAUUGCCCAUGGGUAGGAAGCUGUGUUGGUUGGCGAAACCACAAGUACUUCCUGCUCUUGAACUGGUGGUGCUUUUGGGCGUGUUUGCUCUUCAUGGUGACAUUGACUCGGCCAGCGAUGAUGGAUGCACUGUCUGUAGCUCCCGGCAACCUGGAUCUCAACAGGCGGGCCCGACUUCUGCACAGAAGCAAGGACCAGGGCCCUGGUGUCAGACCUCUAGGAACAAACACCGAUUCAUAA
Molecule: messenger RNA, 657 nt
Organism: Symbiodinium pilosum
Lineage: Eukaryota; Dinophyceae; Suessiales; Symbiodiniaceae
Source: the annotation of a GenBank genome assembly